UUAAAUCUUUCAAAAACAGUGCGCGGGGUGCAGUUGGUAAAUGCAACACAAGCUGAACCGAUACAUUGAUCAAUAACUGCUUCUCAGGCUGUGGUUAUGAGGAGCAGCUCAGCAAUUUUUCAGCCGUGAGGACAUUUGCUGCCAAUACCGAGGGAGUCAAGAGCCGACAUGAAGUGUUUGAAAGUGGACGAAUACAUCAAGAGGACAGCUUCUGUUGAAGAGACGAAGCUUUUGUAUCAGGAAUUUGAGAAAUAUGCGAAUAGUAAACCUGGACCUGGACAGGUUCGCCUACUGUGUGACCGGAUUAUCAGAGCUUGUAACAAUCAGCUUGGAUUUGGAUCCUGUCACUCUCACCACAUCAAUGAGCUGGUGAAGCUGGUGGAGCUGGCUAUUCAUGCCUAUUAUCGUUCUGCAGAGUUUGUGCCACAGAGAACUCCGUUAUAUAUGGAGAAGAUCCUUUUCCAUAUUGUCAAGAACCUUUGCUCUCUAGAGGCUCACACCCUUUGCAGUGGUGUGGCUGGAUUGCUUUACAGCAAGCUGUCCGCACAGCAACAGGCUGGAGAGGAUUACAUCGUUCUUGUGCGGAGCUGUUUCUCUGUGUUUUGGAAUGGCCUCUCUCUUGCUAAAGAAAGAAAAACUUUGAAUCCUCAGGAAAAACUACGAUGGCAGAUUCAAACAUUGUGCUUCUCACUGUUGAUGGACUCAGAAAUUGCAUUUCCUGCUUUUUUUAAAACUUCAGUAUACAUGCAGGAUGCCAUCACUUCGUUUGAGAGUUGCCGCGGCGCUCUGACCACGGAGGAUUCCUUAUUUCUUCUGCAGGAAAUACGAACUCUUUUUAACAGAACCUUUGCGGACAGUCAACCCCGUGAAGAGGAGGAGGAAAAACAGUGUAUAGAGACAUCACGUUUUUAUGUGCUUUCUGAAAUGAUGAUGCCUGCAGUGAAGUCUGUUUGUAAGGCCGGCCACCACAGUCUAGCCCUCACCUUCUUGGAUGAAAUGGAGAAGAGGAUUUUGAACUGUGUUGGCUUUCAGUGGAUACCGCUGGUUCUUGCCAAAUGGGGAGUAAAGAUUCAUUCAGCGAUGAAGGCUGACAAAGAAAGUAGCCAGGCUUUAACAGAAUGUGCUAGAACCUUGAGGUCUCUUUCAGCUAAGCUGGGCUAUAGAGAGGGUCACGCUGUUCUUGAAGGUUGUAAUCUGGUGGUAUGGGCUGUUGAAACCGGUCACACCAAAGAAUUGAGUGGACCAGAGCUGCUGGCGCUGUUUUCAUUUCUGGAGGAGCAUCAAGAGCGGGUAUUGGAAAUGCUUAAAAAGGAUUCAACAUGUCAGGCUGAGGCGGACAGGUUGCGGAAGUCCCUUUGUUGCAACAUUUACCACAGCUUUGGGUUUGCCCAUGACAGCAUGAUGGCAUCACAGCUGGAGGACUGUGACACACUGGAGAGGGUUCUGCUCUACUGCCAAGCAACAGCUGGACUGCUGAUGGUUGAACUUCGCAAGCUGUCAAGUGAAAACCUUUUGAACAAAUCAGUGAUUAUAGUGAGCAACGUGGCUUGCUGCAUGUUCAACCGACGCCUGUAUGAGCAGGCCUUCACGCUGGUGGAAAUCAUCUGCAGGGAUCUGUGCAAGAAUAUCACAAGCCCUCUUUCUGCUGACAGAGUAAAUCGGAUCUUCAUGCUUGCUGUGCAAUCUUCGCGGCGGGCUGGAAAACUGGAGCGAGCACUUGACUGGAUCAUCCUGUGGCUGAAGGCCCUUGGGGACAAGAUGGUAAUUCAAAUGGCUGAACCCGUCUCUCUGUGGGUGAAAACAAAGGCCGAGGGCGCCCGUAACGAUGACGAGGACAUAAGACUAAAGACGUUACGGGAUGGUUUUGGAUCUGAUGUCCCUGAGGAGAAGGUCAUGCUGUGCCUUUUGGAUGAAGAGUUGCGUGCCUAUAAGGAGUCGACAAGGGACAUGGCUGAAGAACGUUACAACACACUCUGUGAUUUAUUGGACAUCUGCCAUGAGGAGAGUUCUUACACCCAUCUACGUGCUGUCUACCUCUGCGAAAUGGCUCAAGUGGUGUGCUUCCAGGACUUCAGUGAGCAAACUGACUGCACAGCAGUUGAUUUCACCCAUGAAGCUUUACGGCUUUUUGAAGAACAACCAGAGACUUCAGGAAAUGCUGAUGGGCUGAAAGAUGACAAAGCACAAGCCUUACUCUGGCUUUAUAUCUGCACCCUGGAGAAGAAUCUGCAGGAGGCCAUUGAGAGUGAUAAAAAACGGAGAGAGCUGCGUGAAAAGACGCAUUGUGUGACUAAUCCUAUAGGCAACAAUGAUUUUGAUUAUGAAGACGAGCAAAAGACACAGGACAGAACUCUGGUGUACGAAGGGCUCCAUUUCAACCUGUCUGCAGCAAAUGAGCUUUGUAAGCCGCUGGAAAAAGCUCUGAAUAUUUGGACUGACCUUUUUAAGAAUCGAGCCGUGCCUACUGUCAGAAACGCUAAGCAGACCUGCAGCUCCAUAUCUGUUGCAGCAGCUCUCUUCAGACUCAUUGGGAAGCCCCUGAAGGCUUUGGAGGCGUACCAUCUUGGGAUUAAAUUUUGCCGUGAACUCGCUGAUGCUCGUGGUUGUGCUGCUGCUCUCUGUCAGUCAGCCAGCAUCCUCCUGGAUUUGGGCUCCCCUGACCUGGCUCUGGCCAAGAUAGAGGAAGCUGAGAAAAUGCUUACUUCAGACACCAAAGAUGAUGGUCCUUCAUCCCUCUUCAUGCUGGUUGUCUUGUUAAAGGCGCAGUACCUCUACAGCAUCGGACAGGUCAGCUUGGGAGUCCCUUAUCUGUGUCAGGUACUGAAAGAAGUAAAUGACCACAGACACUCAAAGGCCUGGUACCUGCUGCGUGCAAAGGCCCUGCAGGCCUGCAGCUCCUAUUUGAAUUCAGAUGUCAUUCAGCUGCCACAAGCCCAAAGAAGCCUCAUCACGCAGCACGGUAUAGGUUCUCCUGAUUCUGCCCUAUAUGAGGGAUUGAAGCUUCUUUGCAGCUUGCUGGUCACUUUAGUGGGAAAAGGCCUGUAUGGGAACACCACUAAUAAUGCAGAAGUGCACUUCGUCCACCAAGGAGACAACCUGGUGCUGAAGUGGGAGCUGCUCUCAGAACUCCUGAGCUGCUCUGCAAAGCUGGUCGCUGUGCGGAGCAGCUCUGGGGCCAUCAACGAUGCCAGACUCCAGUGUUUAGAAGCCCUGAAACUGGCCAUCAAACUGCAAGCCCUUAACCAAUGUGUUGAGCUCUUGGUGAUUAAAGCAGAAUUGGAGCUGAUGCAGGGCGAAACGGAAGAAAGUCGAACAGACCUGACUUUCGUUAGAACUCUCCUGGAGCAUGGUGCAGUUUUGUCGGAUCAAGUUAAAAGGGCAGAUGUUAAAAUCAAACCAAGAAAGGGUCGUCCUGCUCAAAGACCUCAGUCCCCCGUUCCAUUCACGGAAAACGAUCUAAAGGACAUCCUGAGCACCAGAUGGAGUGCCAAAGAAGUGGUGAUGAACGACGUGGCCUGUUCCCCGCCCCUUAAAUCUCCGCCUCUGCGCUGGCUGUCCUGUCUGACUCAUGAAUCUGACUGUCAGCUGUCAUGCUGCUCAGAGCCGUGUUUAGGCCGAGCCUCUGCUCGCUGGGCAUUAACACAGGCGGAUCUUGCUCUCCACCUUGAUCCAAAUGACCUCAGUGUUACUUCCAAACUUCACUGGGCAGCUUUAGUCCGCUGUAAAAAUGUAACCGUGCGACUUAGAGAGAAGCUCGCUGAGCUUCUCCCUCCCUAUGACCCUGCAAAAGGCAUCCCCAAACCCUCCCUGAUGCAGGACGUGGUGGGCCGUGUGUACCUGAGCAUGGCCCAGACUGAGCUCCAAAUAAAGGCCAACAAGGUCUGUGGCUUAUGGAAAGUACUAGAGGCUGGUUUAGCAUUUCUGGAUUCCACAACCUCUCCUGCCCUAAGACCUGUAAGAGCACAUCUUAUGGCAACCAAAGCCAUUGCAUCACUGAAGAUCUUGGCUGCAAAACAAGGCUGCAGGACUGAGGAACUUUUUUCAAAGUGCUGGACAUGGAAUGCACCAAAGGAGCAGAAGGACAUCAAAUCUGAGCAGAAAUCGGCUCCAUUCUCCAUACUAAAGAAGCUCAAACCUUCUAUUAAAAACCCAGAUGUUGCAGAGCAAAAACAGGAAUCAAAAAGAGCCAAAGCCGUCAAACCCAAGAUUCAAGUUACCAGGUCCUCAGCCAAAGGAAAGGUUCUGGUUCACAUGACACCAGUCAUUGCAAAGUCCAAGUCGUCUGCUGGAGUAUUUGAUUUCAACACAGCGGUUCCUACUUUAGCUUGCACUCCUGUUCAGAAGAUAAAAUGUCCUCCUUUGGGACAGAAGUGUUUAAAGCCUGCAGCGAAACUGCAGUUUCAAGUGUAUGAAGAAGUGUCGCCUGUUCAAGACAAGGUCCAGCUUGUGCCUGCAGCUCCUAAACGGACAAAAAAAUUACGUUUCAAGGUGGAAUGUAGUGAUGAAAGUGACUCUGAAUCAGCUCCCCAAGCACAGCUCAAAGUGUCUGCAGAUGUCCCUAAAAAGCGAACUUCUAGAAGAGCUGUUGCUGAUCCUAAAACGUCUGCAGAUCCACCUGCAGAGAAGACCGCCCCGAAGAGGCAGACCAAGGCCAAAAGGAGUGUUAUGGCGCCUCGUUCAACCUCUUCUGAGGAAGAUGAGCCUUUGCUUCUUAAGCCGGCGUCCAGCAGAAGAGGAAGAAGCAGAAAACGGCUAUCUAAGACCGAAGAAUCACCGGAUGAGCCUGACACAAUGAGGACCAUUGUGGAAGAAACUAAUGGAGUUCUGGAUGUAAGCAUCGAGCAGCUCAGGACGUCGGAUGUUGAGGAGGAUAAUAACUCAGCUGGAAGUAAAGACAACAUCGACUUUGAGGUGUUGAGGAGGGAUAUGUGCUCUGGUUUGGAGAAAGAAGGGCUGUUUGAAAAGUGGCGCAAUGACCACCCUACAGAAGAUCUAUUAACCAACAUCUCCAAUACAGACAGCAGGCCCGACAACCUUUCCUUGGAGGAUGUCCAGUCUCUGCUGCACUCAGCGCUGCUGACUCUUCAGCACUUCCCCUGCCCAACAAUCUAUCCAAACCUCUGUACUCUUCUCGCCUUGACCACGGGACAGAGCGACCCCAUAAGUACAGCAAUGUUGCAAGCCCAGUCUUUGGGAGUCACCAGUCGUCAUCGCUCAAUCCGCCACUUUAACUGUUCUCGCCAAAAACUGAAAAAGGCAUCCAGUGAUUUAGUUGAAAAAAUGGAUGCUCUGGCUCUAAAUGAGCCCAUUGGAGCCAUGUCCUCUACUUCUACUCAACAGAGGCUGGUGUCUGAGAUGGAGGAAAUCUUCUCCUUCCCCACUGCAGACCUCUGCUCUUUCCCCCAGAACCCGUGCCAAGAGUUUAUCCAACAAAUCCAACAGCUUCCACCAGGAGUAACUGUGUGUUUGAUGUCCGUGCUGGCAGUAAAACCGGGGGAAAUGGGGGACAGCAUAAUGCUGUCACGUCUGGAAAAGGACUUAUCUCCCAUCACACUUCAUAUCUCCACUUCUAGACAAGAGUUCAACAUUAGAUGGCUGGUGCAGGAGAUGGACAGCAUCCUGGUGGAACAAAAGGUUGUGAGUUGCGUGGCCGAAAAGGCGAAGUGGUGGGAGGCACGCCGAGCUCUUGACUGUCAGGUUCAUCAACUGCUAAAAGCAAUGGAGAGAUUGCUUGGAUGCUGGAAGAGCCUUCUCCUACCUCUCUCAUUGGAUCCAGAGCUCUCCAUGCAGGCUAAGGAACUUUGCAAGGCCUUGUCUAAGAGAGGAGUCACUGUGAGUGAGGAGAUGCUGAAGGUUGUGCUUUCAGCUUCUCAAUCCCUUUCUGAAAAAGACCUUAAAGGAUUUGGAUCAGGACUUUCUCCAAAUUGGGACAUGGCCUGUGAUCAUCUUUUCCGUGCAGCGGUGUCCCAGCUCUCAGAGAGAAAUGAGACCAGAGGUCAUGUGGUUCUCAUCUUGGACAAGUAUCUUCAGAGGUUGCCGUGGGAGAACAUGUCGGUCCUAAAGUCUCACUCUGUAAGCCGGAUGCCUUCACUGCAUUCUCUGCUUGGACUGAGCUUUCAGAAGGAGGUGGAUUCUCAGUCUAUCCUGAAGCACGGUGUGGAUCCAAGGAAGGUGUUUUACGUGCUGGACCCUGAUGGCAAUUUACCAAAUGCUCAGGAUCGGUUCAAGGAAUGGUUUUGCAGCAACCCAGACUGGCAGGGUGUGUGUGGUGUUCCUCCUGACUCUAAACAACUAGAAGAAGCUGUUGCUUCUAAGGACCUAUACAUUUAUGUGGGACAUGGUGCAGGAGCAAGGUUCCUGGACAGCCAGGCGGUCCUAAAGCAGCAGAUGAAAGCAGCCUCGCUGCUUUUAGGCUGUAGCAGCGCCGCCCUGGCUGUUAGGGGCAAUCAGGACGGACAGGGUAUCAUUCUGAACUACCUCAUAUCAGGAUGCCCCUUCAUUUUGGGCAACUUGUGGGACGUGACGGAUCGGGACAUCGAUCGCUUCACCAAAGUCCUGCUCGAGUCCUGGUUGGCUGCAGGAUCCGGAGCAUCUCUCAUGGAGUUCAUAGAUUCAUCACGUCAGGCUACUCGGCUUAAAUACCUCGUAGGAGCAGCACCCAUCAUCUAUGGGCUACCAAUUAACUUAAAGUAGGCCUGGAAGCCUUAAACCACCAAGCAACAAACACAAUAAACAUUUUGUUCAUCCACUCCUAUGAGGCUGUUUAUGAACUCUGAAUGUUUUAUCCAAUCAAUCAUUUUUUUGAAUUGUUGAUUUUUAAAAUUCCCAGUAAUGUUUUCAAGCUGAACUGUUGCAUAAUUUGAAUAAAUGAGCUUACACAAGCA
This is a messenger RNA of Girardinichthys multiradiatus, 6884 nucleotides long. RefSeq names its product extra spindle pole bodies like 1, separase (gene espl1). The transcript has 32 exons. NCBI's taxonomy places the organism in Eukaryota, Metazoa, Chordata, Actinopteri, Cyprinodontiformes, Goodeidae. Gene Ontology annotation, biological process: meiotic chromosome separation; proteolysis. Gene Ontology annotation, cellular component: centrosome; nucleus; mitotic spindle. The record is from RefSeq and is a predicted model, not a curated record. The coding region runs from base 169 to 6693 and encodes 2174 amino acids. Gene Ontology annotation, molecular function: protein binding; cysteine-type endopeptidase activity.